Messenger RNA from Tyto alba (common barn owl), 1008 nucleotides. RefSeq names its product butyrophilin subfamily 1 member A1-like. Bases 1 to 753 code for a protein of 250 amino acids. The transcript has 4 exons. Gene Ontology annotation, molecular function: protein binding. The record is from RefSeq and is a predicted model, not a curated record. NCBI's taxonomy places the organism in Eukaryota, Metazoa, Chordata, Aves, Strigiformes, Tytonidae.
AUGCUGUGCCCAGGUGGGACAGUGGAGGGCAAGUCACUCCUGCUGCCCACAAAGCACCUGAAGAAGGAGAUUGCUUGGAGUUGGACAAUAUUUUCUGUCAAUGUGUGGAGUUUGUUUCUUCUUACUUUGUGUGUUUUUUUUUUUUUUUUUUUUUUUUGGUUUUGGUUUGUUUUGGUUUUGUCCCAUUAUUUGCUUUCAGAAUUCAGAAAGGCUCGUGGCAAUGCAGAUGACAUCAAGAUCGAUGGGGACACAGCCCAUCCAAACUUGUCUGUUACUGUGGACAAGAAGAGUUUCACGCAUAAAUCACAGGUCCAGAAAGUGAUGCAGAAAGAAGAGAGUUUUGAUUCAUCUGUCUGUGUGCUGGGCUCAGAAGGUUUCUCCUCUGGGAAACAUUACUGGGAGGUGGAUGUUGAAAAAAGCAAUGACUGGGACCUGGGAGUAGCCAGAAAGUCUGCUCCAAGGAAAGGAAUAUUUUCUUUCUCACCUAAAGAAGGAUUCUGGGCUCUGGGCUUAUAUUUAAAAGGUUACUGGGCAAGAACUGAUCCAUGGACACGAGUAGAAGUGCAGAAAAGUCCCAGAAAAGUCGGAGUUUACCUUAAUUAUGAAGAGAAAACUUUGACUUUUUUCAAUGUUACUGACAUGUCUGUGAUGUUCAUGUUUAAAGACUGUGCAUUCUCGGAAGAAGUUUAUCCAUUCUUUAAAAACUCAGCCAAAGAAUCAACCAUGAGAGUGUGCUCAGUUAAAGAGGAAUGAUUUUUUAAAAGUAUAGCAAUUUGUUGUGACAUGAAAGAUCAUAUUAUUUUCUUGGACAAAUUUAAUGCUUAAUUGCAAUUUUUGUAUUACACAUUCUUGAUCACAUUCUGUAUUAGGCAUAGUUGAAUACCUUAGCUUAAAAUAUUUCCCUCUACCCCAGCCUUUUCUAUAUGCAUUCUUUUUGAAUCCUUGCAGCAUGUAUGGAGAAGGGAGCCAUUCCAUGCCAUGAUUUGAUAAAUGAUAUGUUUGUAUUAA